GACAUUUUCUUAAGGGGGUGGUACAGUGGUCUGCUGGGAAGCGUUGGCCUCACAGUUCUGAGGACUGGGGUUCAAAUCCCGGCCCCCCCUGUUUGGAGUUAGCAUGUUCUCCCCGUCCCUGCGUGGGUUUUCUCUGGGAACUCCAGUUUCCUUGCACAUCCCAAAAACAUGCAACAUUAAUUGGACACACUAAAUUGCCCCUAGGUGUCAAACUCAAGGCCUGGGGGCCACAUCCGGCCCACCACAUCAUUUUAUGUGGCCCGCAAAGGCAAAAUACGUGUCAACGUCAAUGAUUCUUGCGAAAAUCUGUACUAAAUUUCAGAGAUCAUAAAUAACCUUGAGAUAUAUGCAUGCUUGAUUUCUGAUUUCAAAACUAGUUCAUAAAUUUCAUGUGUGGGUUUCUUCCGGGCACUCCAGUGUCCUCGCACAUCCCCAAAACAUGCAACAUUAAUUGGACACUCUAAAUUGCCCCGAGGUGUGAUUGUGAGUGCGGUAGUUUUGUCUCUAUGUGCCCUGCCAUUCGCUGGUGACCAGUUCAGGGUGCACCCCACCUCUUGGCCAUUGACAGCUGGUAUAGGGUCCAGCACUCCAGUGUGACCCUUGUGAGGAUAAGCGGCUAAGGAAAUGGAUGGAUGAAAUAUAAAAGAUGUGACUUGGGUCCCCUUCGAUUGCAUAAAACCAGUUCAGGGUGCACCCCACCUCUCUCGAGUUAUGGCUAGUUUCUAUCACUAAUAUUUGAAUCGUACGACAGAAAGCACGUGACUUCUUCGAAGGAUCUAUGUUAGCUUUGGAUCUACAUACUGUAUCAUCUGACCUGUUAGUCUUGUUUGUUUUGAUUUUGAAUGUUUAGGUUGACUACCCUCAAACAGGCUUGAGGGGGACAAGGAGUCUUAAUGGAUGUCCUCAUGCGGACAAGGUGUGUGUGUACUCCGAGGUACUUAAGAUGGCCGCAGCAGGCUGGAAGUGGAGGCCAUUCGUCAAACACUUCAGCGCCUCUGACAAGCCAGGAAACGCACCUGAAUGUUUAUUUUGACACGCGCUAUGUCCGUCUUCGGUGACGCCCCGCAGGCGCCCCCGGUGCCUGUCAUCACGCUGUCCGCCGACUUCCGUUACGACAGCCACCCGCACAGGUGAACCUCGGCGUCGGAGGUGGGUGGAGUCGAAACUCUGGCUGGUACAGGCGGACCGAGGAUUGGUGCCGAGUUCUGGUACAACGACGUCAACAACACGGCCAUGCCCAUUUAUGUGCCUGCACCUACUUGGGGGAAUCACAAUGCUGUGUUUUCCGAUGCUGGGUUCAACGACGUCCGUCCGUACCGCUACUGGGGCGCUAUCGAGAGAGGCCUGGACCUUAGCGGCCUGCUGAAUGAUCUUGAGGAAACUCCGGAAGGUUCCAUCUUCGCGCUUCUACACGUGCACCCACAACCCCACAGUUAUUGGUCCAAUCAGGACGAAUGGAAGCAGAUAACAGAGAUCAUGAAGACGAGGAAUCUGUUUGUGUCCUUUGACCCGACCUACCAAGGCUUCGCCUCAGGCUCUUUGGAGAAAGACGCGUGGGCCAAGUCUCAGGGCUUUGAACUCUUUGUGGCUCAGUCCUACUCCAAGAACCUUGGACUCUACAGUGAGUACACUUCGUCGCUACUGAGGAAACAAGUCCAAUCUUCUUCUUUCGGCUUGUCCCUUUCGGGGUCGCCACAGCGUGUCAUCUCAGAUGAUAUUUGGCACAAUUUUUACGCCGGAUGCAUUUCCUGACGCAACCCUUCUCAGGGAAUGGAGGCCCCAGUGGGAUACGAACCCACAACCACUGGUUUACCAAACCAGUGCUCGAACCACUGAGCUACGGCGCCUCUCGCCCGCGGGCCCUGGCUCGCCCACACUACGUCAGUCGAUUUUCGGGGAGGGCCCGGCAGGGGGUACGACGCUAGACCGCAGGUGUCAAACUAUUUGGCCCAUGAGGCAAUUAAAAAUAAAUAUUAGAGCUGGCCUGCCGGUCUUAUAAGUAUUAGACACGUGUUUGGUUCCAUAUUAAAAGGUUGAUUUGUUCAGAAUUGGCCCGCAGCUUUGUCCAAUUUAAAAUUUUGGCCCUCUGCGAAUUUGAGUUUGACACCCCAGCGCUAGACCGUGAGUGGCACUUGAUGGGGAUUACGCGCUCACGUCGACCGGACGAAGUGAUGCACACGUUUGGCACCGAGACCCGUAGUACGGCUGUCGGACCUGAGAUAUCAAAGUGUCGCAUGCUGACGAGAGUCCGGAACCGACAGAUAUGCCCGUCACGUUCACCACAGCGAUGGCCAGCGAUACGGCAUCCAGCUCCACCCGGCCCAAAUGACCGCAGAACAAAGUGCUGACGACGCUCGCCGAAAGCACCGUCAGGUGAGUCAGGAUCUGCGGAGUCGCACGUUCGGGUCAGGGCGCCGAACCUCAAGGCGGGAUUUUUGGACUCUCGACGUCAGAGUUCCGUUUCAAGCUGUGGUUGCCGUUUUAAUUUCACGUUUCAAAUAAAAGUGGGGAUUGCAAAUGAAGGUUUGAAGCCUUUUUGAAGCUUCUGAGGAAAAACGGAGGCUGAACACGAGAUCGUUACGACUUUGAAACCGUACCGAGCCGAGAUUCGGUUCGAAAGCAAAUGCGGCAUCGGUUUCAAUUCACGGGUCAGAGUUCAAAGUCUGGUUCGAUAUUAGCUGAAAUCAUAACCUUCCAAUUUUGAGUAAGUCCAAAGUGACUGUUUCAAAAAAAUCAAAUGAGUGAAGUCACGUGUUGAGUUAAGCAAAUUACUCGGCAGUUACCACAAGAGGUUCACAAAUACAGGUCUCAGCCAAGCAAGUCCUAAAAUUGGUGUCUUCAGUCCUAUCUCAGGCAAGUCACAUGACUCGAGUCCUCUCGCUCGCAUCCUCGUCAAGAACAAAACAAAUACAUGUGUUCACUCAGACCCCUAUGUGAGGGUGGGCAACCUGACGGUGGUGGCGCAAGACGGCGAAAACCUGGGCCCCAUCCUCUCUAAGAUGGAGAAGAUCGUGAGGACCACCUGGUCCAGCCCGUCCUCGCAGGGGGCUCGCAUCGUCAGUAAAACGCCCAACUGCCGCCAGCUCUUUGCAGAGUGAUACGUUCACAUUAGUUGUCCAAAAAAAUAAAAUGGGUACAUGAUCCUUAAAACAAUCUGCAGGGCAUUAAUUUUUUUAGACAAACAUGCCUGAUUUGAUAAAUACAGUGAUGCCUCGGUUCUCAACCACAAUCCGUUCCAGAAAACGGUUCCAGGAGUGAUUUCUUCGAAAACUGAAUCGAUGUUUCCCAUUACAAUGAAUGGAAAAAGAAAUAAUGCGUUCCAAGCCUAAAAAAAAUUGGCUUUUGAAAGUAUUUUUUUUUAGCUUUUCCUGAUAAUAAAUUGCCUAGUAGAAAUACAUGUAUAGUUUAAAUACUGUAUAUAAUAAAAUAAUUGAAGAAAUAUAUUUAUUUUUUGCUUAAAAUGUAUGCUUUAGUAGUAGAGUACGCAAGGCUGGGAGUGCAUUGCCGUGUCUGUAGUGACUCAGCCCCCAGCCUUGUCAACUUUUUUAUUAACAAAAGUGCAGAAUAACUUUAAACAAGAAACUUGCCUUCUUUGGAACCAUGAUUGGGGGUUAAUACGGUUGUCCUCGAUAAGAAGAAAAGCAACAGUCACUACAAGGACACGUCUGUGUACAGAGGCUGCGUUAUACAGAAUAACAAAAGUGCGCGGGUUGCGCCACGCACGUUAUGUCAUUUCCGUUUUUUUUUCCCGGGGGGCGUUCGAAUUGACAACAAAACGCGUCGUGGGUGGGUCAGCUCCUUGCACCGCGCAUUAUGUUAUUUCCCGGUUUUUUUUUUUUCGGCGGUGUGGGAAUUCACGACAAAGCGCGUCGUGGGUCAGCUGGUCUGGCCGCGCGCAACAUGUUAUUUCUGGGUUUUGUCUGGCGUUCAAGUACCGAUUUCCGUUCGAAAACAGAAGCAAAAAAAAUCUUGAAAUUUUCGUUCGAAAAUGGGGACGUUCGAGAACCGAGGCUUUACUGUCCUAAACACCAACACCAUACUGGCGUGCGUAUUUAAGUCUAAAAAUUAACAAAGAGAAAAAUUGCCUCUUGUGUGAUGUCACUUUAGUUUGUGCAAGCCUAUUAACACUAGUGCACUCUUUAUUACUGUUGAUUAGCCUCACAUCAAUGUGGUUUGUUUGUGUUGAAUAAUUUCAACUAUUGAUUUCCGUCGUCUAUGUCACACGGGUGCACGAUUGUGUGCAUGUUCGAUGUAGGACUGUCGGUGCUUUAUAAUCUCCAUUUUAAGUGCGUUGCUGCAAUCUUUCGGCAUUCAUACCUAAAAAAAAAAAAAAAAAAAAAAACAUCGUAUAGUUUGGGAUUAACAAGUGAGAAGUCUGUUGAAACUCCGGUGUUUGCAUCCAAACGCUUGCAGAGAACGUGAAUGAAAAAUGGACAGACACUGUAUCAGUAAUUGUAAGGUUGACGCUUGUGAGGUGGUGAAACUCUCCUGCGUCAUUCUUUUUUUUUUUUUUUUUUUUUUUUACUGGGACUCAUACACAGAAGAAAAUAUAUAUAAAAGAUAAUGGCUAUUUUUUUUUAAGUUUAAAUACAUUGGAUAAUACAGUAUCUAAAGAAUUUCCGUUUGUUGGGAAAAAUAGAAAAGUACUUUUAUUUAGAAUGUUUUGGUUUCAUGUUUAACUCAUCUGAGCUAUGCCAUUGCACUUCAGACUAUGUCUGACAACUAAUUUCUAUCGUAAACCUGCUUCCCUUUUUUUUUCUAGUUUGAGAGUUGACGGUUCUUAAGCAGUGAUUAUUUAACUUUAUUCUGUACAGAACUCUGAAACUGUAACAAAUUACAACAAACUUUUUGUUUUUUCAAACAUAAUAAAAAGAAUAUUCUCGCUGAUCAUAAUCACUGGUUUGUUAUUGUUUUUUUUUUUUUUUUAUGUGAUCCUUUCCAGCCUUGAGAAAUUUUUACCAAAACACCUAACUCAUUAGUCACCAGUUCUUAAGAUUCAAAUGAACUUACUUCUAGAAACAUAUCAUAGUUAUCACAAAAAUAUAUCAGAGUUUUGAGGACCAGGCGAUCAGUCCCGG
Syngnathoides biaculeatus (alligator pipefish) is the source of this 5078-nucleotide messenger RNA. Its product is annotated as aspartate aminotransferase, cytoplasmic-like. Gene Ontology annotation, molecular function: pyridoxal phosphate binding; L-aspartate:2-oxoglutarate transaminase activity. The transcript has 6 exons. Gene Ontology annotation, biological process: L-aspartate biosynthetic process. NCBI's taxonomy places the organism in Eukaryota, Metazoa, Chordata, Actinopteri, Syngnathiformes, Syngnathidae. The record is from RefSeq and is a predicted model, not a curated record. Bases 1234 to 1752 code for a protein of 172 amino acids. Gene Ontology annotation, cellular component: cytosol.